Ctenopharyngodon idella (grass carp) is the source of this 6225-nucleotide messenger RNA. RefSeq names its product tumor protein p63 regulated 1-like (gene tprg1l). The transcript has 6 exons. The record is from RefSeq and is a predicted model, not a curated record. The coding region runs from base 107 to 925 and encodes 272 amino acids. NCBI's taxonomy places the organism in Eukaryota, Metazoa, Chordata, Actinopteri, Cypriniformes, Xenocyprididae. Gene Ontology annotation, cellular component: cytoplasm.
CUGUAGAGUGGAGCAGGUGGGCGUUCCUCUGCGCAACACAGCGCUGCUGGAACUGAGCGGAAUCUCUUCUCAGAUACUUUCAGCUUUUGCUCGACGCUUUAGUGAAAUGCUGCAGCUGAAUGACAGCGUAGAUCCUGAGAGCCCGGGUGCGGCUAUCUUACACCCGGGGGACUGUGAUGAUGGACUGGAGGUGGCGGCCCGAGCUGGAGCUUCAGUGGCCUGCUGCACCCCGCUACAGACCCUCACGCCUUUCCAUGUUCACAACCCAACCAUGCGAGCUAAAGUCAAAGACUAUUUCGUCUUUAGGCCAGGAACCAUAGAGCAGGCAGUCAAUGAUAUCCGCACGGUUGCCUUGCCUUCAGAAGACGGAGAGGUUCUUAGUGUGUGGCUGCUAGCAGAAAUUGAUCACUGGAACAAUGAAAAAGAGAGACUGGUACUUAUAACUGAGAGGUCUUUGUUGGUGUGCAAAUAUGACUUCAUAAACCUCCAGUGUCACCAGGUCGUCAGAAUUUCCUUGAACGCUGUGGACACAAUCUCUGUCGGCGAGUUUGAGUUUCCUCCCAAAUCCCUCAACAAGAGAGAGGGAACUGGAAUUCGUGUCCAGUGGGAUAAGCGACCAAGACCUUCGUUCUUAAAUCGCUGGAACCCUUGGUCCACUGACAUACCCUUCGCCACCUUCACUGAACACCCCAUGGCACACGCAGAUGAAAAGGUGGCUUCCCUCUGCCAGCUUGAUAAUUUCAAGACCCAGCUCAUCCAGGCUGUGAAAAAAGCCCAUAAAGAAUUCCCCAUCCCAGGACGAGCCAAUGGCGUACUGAUACUGGAGCGGCCACUCCUUAUCGAGACUUACCUGGGCAUCAUGUCCUUUAUCAACAAUGAAGCCAAACUGGGCUACGCCAUGACAAGGGGAAAAAUCGGCUUUUAACUAUUGAAUUCUCCCUCCAUCUCUGUCAUCCUCCAGUCAAGUGCUGUUUUUGAGUGAUACUGCUACACUUUAGUAUGUGAGUUGAGUACAUACUACUUGUUUUGUUGUUUGUUUGGAUGUAUAUAGCGUGUGAAAUGUGCCAGGCAGUAAGACAUGGUCACUGCAACAGGAUGUGCCUGGAUUAACCCGAUGCCAAUCUACAUGCCCUCUUCCUCUAUUCACAUAUAGUAAAAAAGCCUUUCUAAUUUGGUCGAAUGAUUUGGAGAGGCAGUUUGUGUCUGUUUUAUGGCAUGCUUUGAUGACCAUUGAAUAUUUUUAACAAAUAUUGUGUCAGUCGACUAGUUAGUAGGUUGAUUGAAUGACUUAAGGAAGUCUUUAUCAAUUUAGAUAUGUUUAGGGUUCACCUGACCCCGCUCUGCUGAAUUUCUAAAGAGGGCGUUUAGAUAAGACGCAUUCUUGCAAACAGUGUGCACUGGAAUGGAACAGAACGCUGGGGUUUCGAUGCGUUUUUAAAAAAGUUAAGCUCAAAAAGCCAAUACUAAUAGAAGGAUGCUCAAAAAAAACACACAAGAUGCAAUGCAAUGACCGAAGACAUAUAUCUGCAUGUGUAUGACUAUAGCGCAGAUUGAAUAAUAAAAAAAACUUCCAAAAGCGUUUUACCAAGCGUACAGUCAAACAGUUAAAGCACAGUUUGCUAAUUAAAGCAUUGCCGCCAAAAAUAUAAACAAUAAAUUAUAAAAACUUUCUGACCUCAGGGUUAGGGCUAAGACUUGUUGUGUUUACUUUUAAAUGUAGGAUUUCCAGUUGCGAUGAAAUAGGAGUAGCAACAGAUUUUUCUUCCAAUAUUGUGAUGUACGUUGAGUGUAAUGGAUUAUCAAAAAAGAAAAAAUGUAAGGAGGGACUUGGGUUCUAUGCAUAGGUUGUUGAUUGGAUGUCAAGAUGUGGGUGUGGCAAUUAAAAGUAGAGGCAGAUGAACAUGAGUUUGCAGGAGGCGGGUUUAAGCAGACUAACGCUGCGUCCGAACUCGCAUACUGUAUAGUACAUACUACAUCUGAUUUGAAGGAAACUUACUUAGAAUGCAUUUUUUAAUGGUUACUAUAUAGUAUGAAUGUAUGUAGUAUGAAUGAAAUUUGGAUGUACUACAUCUGCCAUGUUUUCACUGUCAUGUGACCUUCUAGUGUUAGUUGUGUCUCUUCACAGCCAUUUACAAAUCCUCUCCCGUGGCCUCAUGGGAUAGUAAAGGGUCCAUAGAACGCGUACUUCAGAAUCUCGGCAGAAGUAGUAGGUCAUCCGGGGACUUUUCGCCUGCUGUUUUUGAAUACUGUGUACUUGGACAAACUACUCUGUUGGCGUACUGUUUUCCGCGUAUGAUAUAGUAGGGAAUUAUUCGAUUUCAGACGCAGUUUAAAUGAUUGAAAUCGGCAUACGUCAUCAGAUCGAAGUCUGUCGUUUUUAACGGAAGGUCCAGUUAUGGUAUUUUGAUUAAACAUUACGAGGUCAAAAACAAUUUUCAAAAUUGCAAUAUGCACGGAUGGAUUGUUUAUAAUAAGGUUUAUAACAUUAGAAAAUAGGGUGAUUUAUUAUUUUUUUUAUUUUAUUUUUUUUAUGCCAACUUUAAAUACUAGUGGAGUUUGGAGAUUCGUCUAUUUUAAAAUGGUGUACUUCAUUCAUAAAACAAAACAGAAUUUAUGUGAAUUUUUUUUUUUUUUUUUGAACUUUAUUGUAAAUUAACACAUUUAAAGGGGACACAUCAUGAAAAUCAGACUUUUUCCGUGUUUAAGUGUUAUAAUCGGGUCCCUGGUGCAUCUACCAACCCAUAAAAUGUGAAAGAGGACAACCCAGUAACUUUGUUUUGGUAAGCCUGUGACAUAGGAAGGAGAACUUAGUAAUAUUAUACUGCCCCUUAAUCUGUAUGUUUCCACCCACGGUGCCGCCAUUUUGUUUUCGCAAGUGACAAUGGUGUACCAGUUACACUGGUACUGGAGUGCAGCUGUCCUGCACAGUUUAGCUACAACCCUGAUCAAACACACUUGAAUGUCUUCAGAAUUACUAAAACUACGUGAAGGAAGGUGAGUUGAGCAAAACUCUGCAGGACAGCGGCACUCAAGAAAGACCGUCCCUGAGCUCGUGAUAUGUCCCAGCUAUGUAAACAUUAUCACUGAUCUGUUAACGGCUAUAAUAGUAAAUUAUAGUAAAAUUACUAUUAAAUUAAUAGUAAAGUAUGAGUCUCCAUAAGCUACUGGCAUCUGAGCCAUUAAGGAUGCAGUGGUGUAAUUUUAUUUAUAAAGGGAAUGUGGCUAGAUAAAUUCUUUUGUCAGUAUGUGUAAGUCAUUAAAGGGUUAGUUCACCCAAAAAUGAAAAUAAUGUCAUUUAUUACUCACCCUCAUGUCGUUCCACACCCGUAAGACCUUCGUUCAUCUUCGGAACACAAAUUAAGAUAUUUUUGAUUAAAUCCGAUGGCUCAGUGAGGCCUGCAUUCACAGCAAUGACAUUUCCUCUCUCAAGAUCCAUAAAGGUACUAAAAACAUAUUUAAAACAGUUCAUGUGAGUUCAGUAGUUCUACCUUAAUAUUAUAAAGCGAUGAGAAUACUUUUUGUGUGCCCAAAAAUAUCUUUUAAUUUGUGUUCUGAAGAUGAACGAAGGUCUUACGGGUGUGGAACGACACAAGGGUGAGUAAUAAAUGACAUUAUUUUCAUUUUUGGAUGAACUAACCCUUUAACACUUGAAUGCUGCACACGAGGGUCAGUAAAACACAGGAUUUGCACAAAAGUUGAUUCUCAAAGAUGGAUCGAUACCAGCUGUUCGUGAUUCAAUUUCAUAUAUAUUUCUUGAUGUUUGCAAAUUGUCUUUCUGAAUGUGUUUAGUUAACACGUUGCUAAUGUACUGUUAAAUGUGGCUAAAGUUAUCAUUGUUUCUUACUGUAUUCACGGAGACCUGAGCCAUUUCGUUAUUUUCAUUUUUAACCCAAAAAUGCUUGCAAAUUCAUAAAUGAAUCUUCAUUCUUAUUGAGGCUGUCCAACAGUGUGUAGCUUUAGCCACGUUAGCCAUGCAGCACGCUAUCAAAUCCAUUCAGAAUCGAAUGUUAGCAAACAUCCACAAAAUACAUGCCAUACCUACGUUAUCUGAUAUGCUGUGUCACGAACAGUUUGUAAUGAUCCCUUUUGAGUUAUAUUUGCUGUGUGAGCUUCUCUUGUUUAUGCCUCAGUGUAUUGGAACAAUGAGCUUGGGGGCGGGGAGCACAAACUCAUUUGUAUUUAAAGGUACACACACCAAAUCAGUGCAUUUUUCUCCCACCCAAAAAUAGGCAGUUAAAACAUGGUAUAAUAAAAAAAUCCAUGGGGUAUUUUGAGCUGAAACUUCACAGACACAUUCUGGGGACAACUGAGACUUGUAAAAAAAGGGCAUAAUAGGUCACCUUUAAUUCAAAGUAUGCAAUUGAUCGCACAUCGUUUUUAUGAACAAUUUGGAUGGAAAUUCGUUCUGUUUGUUUCAUGAAUGGGGUCCAGUGUGACUAAAAAGGUUUCAAAGCUUGUCAUAGAGAAACUGCAUGCCUUCUGAACAGCACUGCUAUCAAAUUAAAACUAAGGCUUGCAUUCUGUAAAAUGUAUUUUAUUCUGUUCUGCAGUGAUUUGAUAAGGUGUGAAACUCUUUGGACCUUUACUGAAGAUAUUAAUUAAGUACUCACAUUGCUGACAAAGAAAUCUCUAAUAAUUGUGGAAUUUUUUUUUUAGGUCUAGACCCAUUUACCUUUAAAUUCACAUUCAUUACCAUCUACUCUGCUGUCUUUACAAAAUGUAUUUUCACAAAGAAAUGCCUGGGUCAUAUUUCACUCCAAAAUCAAGUUAAAAAAACAAAAUGUUUUGCAUAGUCAAGCUCAAUUCUCACUAAUGCAAUGUGAAAAAUCAAAUCCUCAUUAGUGUAACAAAAAGUUAUGAAAGUAAUUCUGUGGACACAAUAACUUUCUGUUUUCCAAACAGUAUUAUCUCUUCAAAAAAAGCCUGUUUAAGUUACUAUGGAAGCUUGUUUCCGCCACUAAAUAAAAAAAAUAAAAAAGGUAAUUGCGACCUUUUUAUCUCACAAUUCUGACUUUUUUUUUUUCUCAGAAUUGCGAGUUUUUAUGACGCAAUACUGACUUUAUAACUCGUAAUUGACUUUUUUUCUCGCGAUUGCAGGUCUUUAAAUUUUUACCUUGCAAUUCUGAGGUUUAAUUGAAUUUAACUCAUAAUUGUGAGUUAUAAAGUCAGAAUUUUAAGAUAUAAACUCACAAUUGCGAGGAAAAAAAGUCAGAAUUGUGAGAUAAAAUUAUGGAUUUCAUGAUGGAAACAAGCUUCCAUAAGUUUAAAAAAAAAAAAAAAAAAAAAAAAAUCUUGGUUAGUGUGUACUCAAAUGUGUCCACCACAGGAAGCACCUGCCUGACAUUUAUUUUCACACUCUGUUCAAGUCCAGUGGCUGCGCAUUUCAAAGUGAAUUUCUUACUGUGGCUACUGUUAACCUCAUGAAAAGAAGUGUACUACUGUUACAUGUGCAUUGUUCCACUCAUGUUCGUGUGCUUUAUUGAUCAUUCAUGCCUUAUUUCUUCAACCUUAAUGUAGACAAAUUGUUUGUACCCUUCUUAAGUUACAGAAAAUAUGGAUGAUACUGGAUGCUACAACAUUAUUUAAAGCUAAAAUGAAGUUAUGCUUUUAUUUUUAUCAAAGGCAAAUAGAUAUGCUGUUAAUUUCUCAGGUGAUGUUGGUCAGGUUGGCUUUAAAUAAACUGUUUGCUUAAGGAUGCAUGACACGGAGGAACAUUCUGCCAAUGAAGGUUUCCCGCUGUUGAGCGAUUACGGGUUCAGAGUAUUUUUCAUGCUUAUGCACUUUUGUUGGCCAAUUUCUGUUUGCUUUUUUGCUAUGCAUAAAGAAAUAGUGGCUUGUUGAAAUUAAAUCUCUUGUUGGUUUUUUUUAAACAUGCAUCAUAGUGUUUGUUUUUUACAUAUAUAUUUUUUGUUUUAAUGUAAUGUGAAGUUCUGCAUGAAGAUUAUGCCUGCAACUUGAUAGGUGUAAAAUUUGUAGAUCAUUAGCCUCAAUUCACCGAAACUCUGAUUAAACGCAUGUCAUUUAUUUCAAGUGAUGAAUUAUUUGAAUAUCCAUUCAACCAUGUUAUUACAUUACAAUACUGUUUCUAUUACCCAAAUAAAGCCUAGCUCUGAACUCUUCCGCCAGGUUUCUGUUUAAAAAUUGAUUUACCUACUACCUGAUAUGUUUUUUGUAAUGUAUGUAACAUAAACAUGCUUUAAGUAAAAUUACAGUUACUUUAACACA